Molecule: messenger RNA, 708 nt
Organism: Glycine soja
Lineage: Eukaryota; Viridiplantae; Streptophyta; Magnoliopsida; Fabales; Fabaceae
Product: protein NUCLEAR FUSION DEFECTIVE 6, chloroplastic/mitochondrial-like
Exons: 4
Coding region: 71-349 (92 amino acids)
Cellular component (GO): mitochondrion
Source: RefSeq, a predicted model, not a curated record
UUGUAGAACCCUACACCAGUCAGUAGUGAGUGUGGAACCUUCACUAACCCUAAAAUUUUCCGAUAACGAAAUGGCAUCCACCGCCGGCGCAGCCGCGAGGUCUAUUUUCCGUUCAUGUUCCGCUCGCCGUGCCGCGUUCCGUCUCGGCUCCGAUGCUAAAGCGGCUCGGUCUCCGUUCCGUGUCGCUUCCAACAAACCUCUCUCGCAAUCUACACUCAGGUGUCCCGUUGAAUUGAGCUUUUGUGUGGAAUCCAUGCUACCGUACCAUAGCGCAACUGCUUCUGCUUUGAUGACUUCGAUGCUAUCCGUCUCUCGCCACAGCUAUGGUUGGCUUCCUGAAGGUAGCUAAAAACAUCUGUAGGAUUCCUUGUGUUCUUUCUUCAAUUUAAUUUUCGGGCAAAGAGAAGACUAUUUGAAGAUCAAGAAGCAAGGUUGGGAUGACAUGGACCUCUUUGAUGUCGGGCUUUAAACAAAAAAAAGAAAAAAACAUUCUUAUUAGGAAGAUUUGCUAGAUAUCUAUCACCAAAAAGUUUGUUGCUCUUGGAUUCUUUUAAGUUGGCAUGGUGAAUUUUAUUAAGCUGGAUUCUUCCUAUAGGUUUACUUUGUAUUUUAGAAAAUAAUAUUGGUCUCUUAUUUAUGAAUCAUAUUGUUCAAAGUUUAUGCAUCUUGAGUAGAAUUGUCUGGAAUAAAAGAAUCGGUUGGCAUAAA